AUGAGAGUCCGGAUGCGAUUUGUGCCGGCUCUCGUUGCAGUCUGCCUCCAAGCCCGUCUUGCUACCGGCGAAGGGGGUACUUGCAACGACCCCUUCCGUCCGGUCGACACUCCACUCGACGCGAGGCUGCCUGGGCCCAGUUCCCCUUCGAAGUGUCCGACCGGCCGCCCUAGGGUCGAGUCCAGCGGGCUGUCGACCAAUCCCCGUCCGCCUGACGGGCCAGACUCCGUUUCAUCCAACCGACCUCACUCGGCCGGACAGAAAGUAUCCCUUCUUCUGGUCAGCGACAGUCUCGCGUUAAUGGCAUUCCAACAGACUUUAUUUGCCGACGCAGUUGCAAUAAACUGA
Protopolystoma xenopodis is the source of this 348-nucleotide messenger RNA. Lineage: Eukaryota; Metazoa; Platyhelminthes; Monogenea; Polystomatidea; Polystomatidae. The record is from the annotation of a GenBank genome assembly.